This is a messenger RNA of Staurois parvus, 261 nucleotides long. NCBI's taxonomy places the organism in Eukaryota, Metazoa, Chordata, Amphibia, Anura, Ranidae. The record is from the annotation of a GenBank genome assembly.
CUGAUCUGCAAGCACCCCACACUAACUGUGGGCAAUGAACAUGGUGGCAGUCAGGGGCGGACUGACCAUUUGGAAAACUCGGGCACUGCCCGAAGGCCGGGGUCAGUAGGGGGCCCCAUGAGAUACCCCUGGUACCUUUUUCAUAGGCUUUUUUGAGUUUGGGCAAGGACACAGGGGCCCCAUGAUCCCCUAUUGCCCGGGGCGUUGGCCCCAUGAGUUGUCAGUCGCCCCUGUUCUAGGGGUUAAAGCAGGUGGUGAGGA